UCUUCCACCACUGUUGCCGAGGAAAACACUGCACAGUUAGUUCCGAGACGGCACCACGACAACAUGCAUCAAAGAAGAGGACCGAAUCCCUAAUUCUCUAGUGCCUCCUUCCUCACUACACAACGAGAAAAGAUGAGCCAUGGGACGAAGUGGAUGCACUACUUGAGGCAGUGGAGCGCCGCGAACGUCUCUUCGGCCUUGAUAGAGAAGGGGCAGAACCGGGUCAUUGAUGCCUCCCUUACUUUGAUUCGCGAGAGGGCCAAACUCAAGGGAGAGUUACUAAGGUCUUUGGGCAGUGUGAAAGCUUCAACAUCACUCCUGGGAGUUCCGCUUGGACACAAUUCCUCUUUCCUGCAGGGUCCUGCUUUUGCUCCUCCUCGGAUUAGGGAGGCUAUCUGGUGUGGUAGUACCAACUCUAGUACUGAAGAAGGUAAAGAAUUAAAUGAUCCUCGUGUACUAACUGAUGUUGGCGAUGUUCCUAUACAAGAGAUACGAGAUUGUGGAGUUGAUGAUGACAGACUAAUGAAUAUUAUAAGUGAGUCUGUCAAGUUAGUGAUGGAACAGGAUCCACUGCGACCUCUUGUUUUAGGUGGUGACCACUCCAUUUCUUUUCCCGUCGUCAGAGCUGUAUCAGAAAAGCUAGGUGGGCCUUUAGAUAUUCUUCACCUAGAUGCCCAUCCGGAUAUAUAUGAUGCUUUUGAGGGAAACAAGUAUUCACAUGCUUCUUCUUUUGCACGAAUAAUGGAGGGAGGUUAUGCUAGGCGCCUUCUGCAGGUCGGAAUUAGGUCGAUUACUCGCGAAGGGCGUGAACAAGGGAAAAGGUUUGGGGUUGAGCAGUACGAAAUGCGCACUUUUUCGCAAGACCGCCAUAUGCUAGAAAAUUUGAAACUUGGGGAAGGCGUUAAGGGUGUCUACAUCUCUGUGGAUGUCGACUGCCUUGACCCUGCAUUUGCUCCCGGAGUGUCUCAUAUCGAGCCGGGUGGUCUCUCAUUCCGUGAUGUGCUCAACAUCCUCCAUAAUCUCCAAGCCGAUGUUGUUGCUGCUGAUGUCGUUGAGUUCAACCCGCAGCGUGACACCGUUGAUGGAAUGACUGCCAUGGUGGCUGCAAAGUUGGUGAGGGAACUUACUGCGAAGAUCUCCAAGUAGCAUCCACCAUGCCGACUCUUUCGAUAUCGCCUUUAAAUUUUUUAUUUAUGGCUUGUAUUUGUAUUUUCUUUUUCCUCGCCUGAUCAGGGAUUUCUCCCGAGUGAUCAUUUUGCUUGGAUUAUCUUUGUCAUCUAAAUUAAAUGCAAACUGACAAAACUUGUAAUGAAUGAAUAUUUUGUGAGGUAGCUCGUUCGGAGAUC
Zingiber officinale is the source of this 1346-nucleotide messenger RNA. RefSeq names its product arginase 1, mitochondrial. The transcript has 7 exons. Gene Ontology annotation, molecular function: agmatinase activity; metal ion binding. The record is from RefSeq and is a predicted model, not a curated record. Bases 133 to 1146 code for a protein of 337 amino acids. Lineage: Eukaryota; Viridiplantae; Streptophyta; Magnoliopsida; Zingiberales; Zingiberaceae.